Molecule: messenger RNA, 2085 nt
Organism: Esox lucius (northern pike)
Lineage: Eukaryota; Metazoa; Chordata; Actinopteri; Esociformes; Esocidae
Gene: ptgesl
Product: prostaglandin E synthase 2-like
Exons: 7
Coding region: 31-1149 (372 amino acids)
Cellular component (GO): mitochondrion
Molecular function (GO): prostaglandin-E synthase activity
Source: RefSeq, a predicted model, not a curated record
CUGAAUUGUGGGAAUUUAUGUAAAAUCAAGAUGGCAGCUGCCUGCGCGAGAAUUUUUGGUAAGGUCGCCUGGCAUAUUUUGGAAUCUCCACCAUGUCGGGCUGGGACACUUGCUUCCCGGGUUCCAAUGGUCUCGCUGCCGGGGUCUAUCAGAGCAUACGGAACGGGCGGUGGAGGAUUCCGUUCGCAAAUGGUAUACAGCACCCGUCUUCGAGGUGGCAGAGUCCUGGGAUGUGCGUUCCUGCUUGGAGGGGGACUUGGCUUGUAUCAGACAAUAAAGCUGACUGUCCAACAUCACCUUGCAGAAGAAGUAAUGACUUCUGAUUGUGGCUUGAGAUUGACGCUGUAUCAGUACAAGACCUGUCCGUUCUGCAGUAAAGUGCGAGCUUUCCUAGACUACCAUGGACUUCCAUACGAGAUUGUCGAGGUCAACCCUGUGAUGAGAAAGGAAAUCAAGUGGUCAACUUACAGAAAAGUGCCUAUCCUGAUGGUGAACGGGGAUGUGCAACUGAACGAUUCCUCAGUAAUAAUCAGUGCUUUGAAGACACAUUUGAUGAGCAAAGAGAAAACCAUCUCAGACAUUCUGCGCUGUUACCCAGAGAUGAAGGCAGUCAACGAGAAGGGGAAGGAGGUGACAGAAUUCAACAACAAGUACUGGGUGAUGGUAAAUGAACCUGAAGAUCAGCUGAUGUACCCAGAGAAAGAUUCCAGAAAAGAGGAGAUCAAAUGGCGUAAGUGGGCAGACGAUUGGCUGGUGCAUCUGAUCUCACCUAAUGUGUAUCGGACUACUGGAGAGGCCCUGGCCUCUUUUGACUAUAUCGUCCGCGAGGGGAAGUUUGGCCCUUACGAGGGCUUCUUUGCAAAAUACGUUGGAGCCGCUGCCAUGUUUCUCAUCUCAAAAAGACUGAAAAGUAGACACAACCUACAGGACGACGUGAGACAGGAUCUGUACAAGGCAGUUAAUGAGUGGGUGGCAGCCAUCGGCAUGAAUAGGAAGUUCAUGGGUGGAGACCAGCCCAACCUGGCUGACCUGGCAGUGUAUGGGAUCCUGAGAGUGAUGGAGGGUCUCGAGGCCUGGAAUGACAUGAUGGAAAACACCAAGGUGAAGAGAUGGUACAGGCGCAUGGAGAAAGCAAUACAAAGCAACUAGGACAAUAGCUGAUCACGCUGAAAACAUGGACCAGCGCUAGAUCUCAUUCAACUGCAAUAGCUCUUCAAACAUUGUGGUGCGAGGGAAAGUAAGGAAAGAUGGUACGAUAGCUGGAGAAAUGCAAAAUGUCAACCUGCUAGCAGUUACCAUAUAAUCUCCCUUGAAUGUACGUUGCAUCAAAGUGUAAAAAAGUAAUUCUUGAAUACCACCUCCAUGCAGUUCUACCAUUUGGUGUAAAAACAUUUUUCAAUUUAAGGCAUUUUUGAAAACCGACUUCUUUCGAACGGUUCAAUCAUUAUACUGAUGUUUUGCAGUGCUUUUCCUCAGGGAAGACAACAUCUUUGUUUUCAGGUCCAUGUACCUUACCGUUUCAGGACACUGUUUCACCUGUUCAUUUUGAUGGUUAUUCUUUCAAAUUCAGUUGUUACUAAGGUUUCAAGUUAGGCUUUCCGCUGAAAUAAUUUAAAAUGAAUUAUUUUCAAUUAAGCAGGAUAUAACUUGGUGUUAGAUGUGUUUAUGACAAUUAAGGAGUUGGUGAGCAUGAAUACUUUCAUGAACAACUUCUAAAUUAAAUACUGUAGGUGAAUGACAUUGCAACCCACUUAUGCAUACAUUUAAAAAUGUUCAAUAAAAAUAAGUAAACAGAAUGUAUCAGGUUUUAAUUCAGAAUCAACACUGCACAUUGUUCAAUUUUGUACCACACGUGGCACUUGGAGCAAGAGAUAUACUCUUAUACUGAAUAGUACUUAAGUUACCUGUAUUCUCAUAACCUUUACAUAACGCAUUAAACUUAAAAUUUGCAAACUAUGAAACAAUAGUAAAUAGCAUGUCAAUGUACAAAAUAUAUACAAAUAUUGGUGGACUACAUUCCAUUAUCUAUGACAACACUGACAAAAUGGCUUGAAUAGUAGAUGUCAUGAUUUGGAAGCAAAAAAA